This is a messenger RNA of Sinocyclocheilus grahami, 1007 nucleotides long. Its product is annotated as steryl-sulfatase-like. Gene Ontology annotation, molecular function: arylsulfatase activity. Lineage: Eukaryota; Metazoa; Chordata; Actinopteri; Cypriniformes; Cyprinidae. The record is from RefSeq and is a predicted model, not a curated record. The transcript is spliced from 4 exons. Bases 313 to 777 code for a protein of 154 amino acids.
CCUGUCGGGAAUCGGGGGAAACGGAUCCUUUAGGGAAAGGUAAGCACAUAAAACAGCCCCAAACAGAGACUCUGAGCUGAUCGCCGGGCUGCUGCAGAGAGAGAGAGAGAGAGAGAGAGAGCGCACUGACUGACUGACUUCUGCUGCCUCUGCGUCUGUGCUCCUGCUGAUAAUCAAUCAAUCAGUCACUAAAUCAGCUGAUCUCGUUCCCGCAGCAGAAGACAAGCGUGCGUGGAGUCUGGCUCACUUCCGUGUGUUCCUGCUUCUUCACAUCUGGACGUGUUUAUCAUCUCACGCGCGCUUUAGAGGAGCAUGCUGGGGGAAAACUGGAGCUCGAGGUUCUUCGCUGGUUUGCUGGUUCUCCUCCAGGCCAGCUCAUAUGUGAGCAGUGCGGACCACGACUCCAGACCCAACUUCGUCCUGAUGAUGGUGGAUGAUCUGGGCAUUGGAGACAUCGGUUGCUAUGGAAACGACACCAUCAGCACACCAAACGUGGACCGUCUGGCGGCAGACGGAGUGAAACUGAGCCAGCAUCUCGCCGCCGCUCCGCUCUGCACUCCCAGCAGAACCGCCUUCAUGACGGGACGCUACGCUCUGCGCGCCGGUCUAGGCAGCACAGGCCGAGUUCAGGUGAUUCUGUUUCUCGCUGGAUCUGGAGGACUUCCACCGAAUGAAACCACCUUCGCCAAACUCCUGCAGAAGCAGGGCUACACCACCGGCAUCGUGGGUAAGACGUGUCCAGUCCAGUCACGCUUUACACAGUACAGAUCGUUCUGAAGCAGCUUCACACUGAUGCACAGGAGAAUCAGUGCAAUCUUCAUCAAACGUGAGACUGAUUCAAAUGCUGCUGUGAAGCAGAUACAGCAAGACGGUGUUUAGCUCAAGUCAGAAAUGUUAAAAAUGAUAGUAUGCAUAAAGAAAUCCACUGAAGAGAUAGAUCACGAUCAUAUACUCACCCUCAUGUUGUUCCAAACCUGUGUGACGCUUGAAGAGCUUUGGGAACCAAA